Molecule: messenger RNA, 1283 nt
Organism: Mytilus californianus (California mussel)
Lineage: Eukaryota; Metazoa; Mollusca; Bivalvia; Mytilida; Mytilidae
Product: serine/threonine-protein phosphatase 2A activator-like
Exons: 10
Coding region: 23-991 (322 amino acids)
Biological process (GO): mitotic spindle organization
Cellular component (GO): cytoplasm; protein phosphatase type 2A complex; nucleus
Molecular function (GO): protein tyrosine phosphatase activator activity; peptidyl-prolyl cis-trans isomerase activity
Source: RefSeq, a predicted model, not a curated record
GUCAUUUAGGUGAUUGACAGAAAUGGCAGAAGCAACUGAAAAAGAAACAUGUAAUGCACAUACUGAUAUUGUUAUAGAAGAUCAUGAAUUUAAAGUUCCCACGAAAGAACUGAGUCGAGCUGAACACAUUCCUGAUUGGGAAAAAUCAAUUGCUUACAGAGAUUUAACAGGUUUUAUCUUAGCUGUAAAUGAGUCAAUUAAAGGAAAAAAGAUUAGAGAUGAAUAUCUAAUGUCUGAGACAGUCCAAAAGUUAUCAGAUUUAAUAGAUAAGCUUAUAGUAUGGGUGGAUGAAAUCCCACCAACAGACCAACCACAGAGAUUUGGUAACAAGGCUUUUAGAGAUUUUUAUAAGAAAUUAAAAGAUAAUGCAGAAGAUGAGAUUAAAGCCUGUUUAGAAGAGAAAUAUCACAAAGCUUUACCUGAAGUUGCUGUGUACUUAGUAGAAGGUGUUGGUAAUGAUACACGAAUUGACUAUGGAACAGGUCAUGAAUUAUCCUUUGUUGCAUUCCUCUGCUGUCUGUUUAAGAUAGGAGCUUUAUCAGAAAAAGAUGCUGUUGCGGUAGCAUUAAAUAUAUUUGAAAAAUAUCUAAAACUUGUAAGAAAACUUCAAGUGACAUACAGAAUGGAACCAGCUGGUAGUCAAGGAGUUUGGAGUUUAGAUGAUUUUCAAUUUAUAGCAUUUAUAUGGGGAAGUGCACAACUUAUAGGUCAUAAAAGAAUUUUACCAAAAUCUUUUGUCAAACCAGAGAUAGUAGAAGGAUUUUCAAAAGAUUAUAUGUUUUUAAGCUGUAUACAAUAUAUUAAUCAGGUAAAGACUGGUCCAUUUGCUGAGCAUUCCAAUCAACUGUGGAAUAUAAGUGCAGUUCCUCACUGGGAAAAAGUAAAUUCAGGUCUUAUCAAAAUGUAUAAAGCUGAGGUUUUAGCCAAGUGGCCUGUCAUCCAGCACUUUCUAUUUGGUAGCCUUUUACCAUACAGUCCAGCAGAAGGAUGAAAUCUGGCAAACAUUUAAGUAGACAUCAUAAUAAAUACCUAGCUUUUCAUCAGAACUUCACAAAGCCAACAAUGUCUGAAAUAGUUCUUGGAACAUGUAGCACCAAUGUUCAAUCACUGUUCAGUGCUUUAUCUGUUUGUCAGAGUCAAUUUUAUACGUACUGCACAACACUAAAAUACUAUUGAUAUUGUAACUGCUUUGGUAUUGAUAUAUACAUGUAUGCAAAAAUAAAAAAAAAAAUGUUCUAUUUUGCAUUUUAUUGUAUUUAUUAGUAUUACUUUAUUGAUAUAUU